Dendronephthya gigantea is the source of this 2232-nucleotide messenger RNA. RefSeq names its product adhesion G protein-coupled receptor E1-like. The record is from RefSeq and is a predicted model, not a curated record. Gene Ontology annotation, molecular function: calcium ion binding. Lineage: Eukaryota; Metazoa; Cnidaria; Anthozoa; Malacalcyonacea; Nephtheidae. The transcript has 14 exons. The coding region runs from base 1 to 2232 and encodes 743 amino acids.
AUGGUUAUGAUUACUCGUCCUAUACUGCUUUUUGUUUUCAUGUCGUGUGUAUCUCAAAACAAUGCUUCCCAUGGAUGUCCAAAGAACUGGGAAAAUUUCGGUAACUCUUGUUACACCUUUGUUCAUAUUGGCAAAAGCUGGCAGAAUUCAAACAGUGAUUGCGAGAAUAAAGGAGGUCAGCUUGCUAGAGUUUCAGGAAAGAAACUCAACCGUUUUCUCCAUGAAAUGUAUAGAAUCGCUAAGAGUGGAAUCAACUUAUGGAUUGGUCUUAAGAGAUGUUCGCCCAAUAGUGCACAAUGGUGCUAUCCAAAUAAAAAAUUAGCAAACUACACAAACUGGGCACCCGAUAUCCCUGACGAAAAUGGCGACUGCGUUGAAAUGCUUGACAUUGGCGUCUUGGGUAAUCGUCCCUGCAGUGAUAAAAGGCCUUACGUUUGUGAAAUGGAUUUUGAUGAGUGCAUGCUGGAAACACACAGAUGCCAUUCUCUCGCAACGUGCAACAAUACGAUUGGAUCAUAUACCUGUACAUGUAAUCAAGGAUUUACUGGCAAUGGGACCAUUUGCGAAGACUUUGAAGAGUGCAUACUUGACACGCACAGAUGUCAUUCUCAUGCGAAAUGCAAGAAUACCAUUGGGUCAUAUACCUGUACUUGUAACGAAGGAUUUACGGGAAAUGGAUCCUUUUGCGAAGAUUUUGAUGAGUGCAUGCUGGAAACACACAGAUGCCAUUCUCGCGCAACGUGCAACAAUACGAUUGGAUCAUAUACCUGUACAUGUAAUCAAGGAUUUACUGGCAAUGGGACCAUUUGCGAAGACUUUGUAGAGUGCAUACUUGACACGCACAGAUGUCAUUCUCAUGCGAAAUGCAAGAAUACCAUUGGGUCAUAUACCUGUACUUGUAACGAAGGAUUUACGGGAAAUGGAUCCUUUUGCGAAGAUUUUGAUGAGUGCAUGCUGGAAACACACAGAUGCCAUUCUCGCGCAACGUGCAACAAUACGAUUGGAUCAUAUACCUGUACAUGUAAUCAAGGAUUUACUGGCAAUGGGACCAUUUGCGAAGACUUUGAAGAGUGCAUACUUGACACGCACAGAUGUCAUUCUCAUGCGAAAUGCAAGAAUACCAUUGGGUCAUAUACCUGUACUUGUAACGAAGGAUUCACGGGAAAUGGAUCCUUUUGCGAAGAUUUUGAUGAGUGCAUGCUGGAAACACACAGAUGCCAUUCUCGCGCAACGUGCAACAAUACGAUUGGAUCAUAUACCUGUACAUGUAAUCAAGGAUUUACUGGCAAUGGGACCAUUUGCGAAGACUUUGAAGAGUGCAUACUUGACACGCACAGAUGUCAUUCUCAUGCGAAAUGCAAGAAUACCAUUGGGUCAUAUACCUGUACUUGUAACGAAGGAUUCACGGGAAAUGGAUCCUUUUGCGAAGGCUUGCGUCUAUCUUUCUUUCUUUUUCGUCUCGUUGUACCAAAGGUUAACAAUACGAACAUGGAAGACAGACUUAGGAAACUUAAUGAACAGGUGGAUGAGCUCUAUGGUAUGAAUUUAACUGCAAGAAAAAAAUCCGCCCAGAUUAUCAUAAAGGAACUGUCCAAUAUAACAAAUGUAAAUAACGAAAACGGAGUGAAAGUGAUAAUGAACCCAAAUUUUCUCAGCCGAACCGUCGCAAUACUUCAGAAAGUUGUUGGACUGAAUAUUUCUGAUGGCAGUGUUAACAUAUUGGGUCCUGCAAGUAAUAUUUUAGAUGAAGUAAACAGGAAAUAUUGGAGAAACAUGACGGAUGAGAGACUAAUUCGUGAUCUGGUGAUCACUUUGCAAAAUUAUGGAUUUCAAUUAGGAGAAGUAUUGAAAAAUGACAGGAGUUCUUCGCGUAUAUUUCAAAAUCAUUCAAACGUUCAGCUAUAUGUCACAUACCAAAAGCGCUCAGAAUUGUCACCUCAGAACAGUCUUUUCAAUUUCCCAAAUUCAUCGUUUACACUUUCGCCUGAUGCGCUUUCGAACGACUGUGGAGCGGUCAUAGUUGUUGUCUGGUAUAAAACACUAAAUUUAGUUCUGCGAAAGAGUGGUUUUAAUGGUGAUUAUCACGCAAUAAAAAGCAGAAUCAUUAUUGCGAGUGUUCAACCUGAACCAAGGAUGCCAUUUAAGGAACCUGUGCGUAUAAGCUGGGAUGCAACAGAAUUGGACGAAGCGAUCACUUGUGGAUAUUGGAAACCAGAAUUAGGUGUAAGUUAG